CAAACAAAAAAUAAAACUUUCUGAAGAUUUUGAUAAAAUUAUGAAUGAUUUACGUAAUCAAGUGAAAAAAUGUGAUAACGAUAACUGUAUCGAAGAAGAAUAUAGUUCAAUCACUCAAGCAUAAGUCGCGAAAAGUAUAAACAACCCGAGAGCUUCAGCUCUUAUAUGUUUUCAAUGAGCCCUUUCGUACAAAAAUAUUAGAUUACUUGUUUCUCAUUGUUUUUGCGUUCAAAACUGAUUGCAUGUAAUCAUGUAAAAACUUUCCUCAAUACAAGAGCUAUGUUUUCAAGCAGUGGUUAUCUUAUUGACGAUCCAAAGUACUCAUUUUUGAAAACCGAUUUGAAAUUGGAACGCACAAAUCCUGGUGUAUAUAAUGGAAAAUGGUAUGGAAAUGGUCCUGCCGUCAAGUCAAUUGACCCUGCAACUGGCAAAGUUAUAGCCGAAGUGUCCACCGGAACCGUUCAAGAUUAUGAUGAAUGUGUGAAAGUAGCCGUUGAUGCUUAUAAAACAUGGAGCACCAUUCCAGCCCCUCGAAGAGGUGAAAUAGUACGUCAAAUCGGAGAUGAGCUGCGUCAAAAGUUAGAUCCAUUGGGGAAAUUAGUUUCAUUAGAAAUGGGAAAAAUACUGCCAGAGGGUGUGGGUGAGGUGCAGGAAUUCGUUGAUAUUUGUGAUUUUGCCGUUGGUUUAUCACGAAGUUUUGCUGGUCAAGUAAUACCGUCAGAGCGAUCAAAACAUGUUAUAUUAGAGAAAUGGCGUCCACUUGGUUUGGUUGGAAUAAUUAGUGCCUUUAAUUUUCCGUGUGCCGUUUAUGGUUGGAAUGCAGCGAUUGCGCUCACAGUUGGAAAUAGUGUUUUAUGGAAAGGAGCUGACUCCACGCCAUUGAUUUCGGUUGCGACAACAAAAAUUGUGGCCGAUGUAUUCGAAAGAAAUAAUUUGCCAUCGGUUGCAAAUCUCUGUCAAGGCGGUGUCGACAUUGGAAAGGCAAUGGCAAAAGAUGAAAGAGUUAAUUUGUUAAGCUUCACUGGCAGUACUGCCGUUGGACGAGACGUGGGAGUCGAGGUGCAAAAACGUUUUGGAAAAUCUCUCCUUGAGCUAGGUGGCAAUAAUGCAUUGAUUAUAAAUGAUGACGCAAACUUUGAAAAUGCUUUAGACGCCGCCUUCUUCGGCUGCAUCGGAACAGCCGGACAACGUUGCACUACAACCAGACGUCUUAUUGUUCAUGAGAAAUUAUACAACGAUUUCUUAAAGGAAUUGAAAAAGAAAUACAAAUCGCUGCUGAAACGAGUUGGACAUCCAUUAGAGUCAACGACUUUGUAUGGACCUUUGCACAAUCAAAUCGCUGUGAAUGAAUACAAAAAUACAAUUUCCGAAGCCGUUCAACAAGGAGGAAUCAUUGAAUGUGGUGGAAAACAAAUCGACAGAGAAGGAUACUUUGUUGAACCAACAAUUAUCUCAAACUUACCACAUGAUGCUGAAGUCAUUCAAAAAGAAACAUUUGCACCAAUCGUUUAUGUGCUGAAGACCGAGAGUCUCGAUCAAGCUAUUGAAUGGAAUAAUGAAGUCAAUCAAGGCCUCUCAUCUGCACUUUUCACAAAAAAUAUUUCAUCCGUAUUUCAAUGGAUUGGACCAAAUGGCUCCGAUUGUGGUUUAGUAAAUGUCAAUACAUCGCCAUCGGGCGCAGAAAUCGGCGGUGCAUUUGGUGGGGAAAAACACACCGGUGGAGGUCGCGAGUCAGGGUCAGACUCAUGGAAACAAUACUGCAAACGAUCAACUGUCACCUUGAACUACUCGUCGGAGCUUCCAUUGGCACAAGGUAUUGUCUUCGAUUAAACAAACAUUGUGAUCUUUUUGAAAAUUUUGUACGAUUUUGAAAAUAUUUUUGAAAUAAAUGGAAUAAACUAGAAAUACUUAUCAAAA
Messenger RNA from Contarinia nasturtii (swede midge), 1917 nucleotides. RefSeq names its product putative aldehyde dehydrogenase family 7 member A1 homolog (gene Aldh7A1). The transcript is spliced from 7 exons. The record is from RefSeq and is a predicted model, not a curated record. Gene Ontology annotation, molecular function: aldehyde dehydrogenase (NAD+) activity. The coding region runs from base 280 to 1830 and encodes 516 amino acids. NCBI's taxonomy places the organism in Eukaryota, Metazoa, Arthropoda, Insecta, Diptera, Cecidomyiidae.